AAAUUGCACAGAGAGCUGUAAUUGUUGGCUUUUUUUUUUAAAUCCGUUUUGUAGAAAACGAAACCCAGAAUUGCUCUCUCCCAUUUUGUGCUACCUUUGAACAUUUUAGUCUUUUCCUGUCUGCUCUGCAGUACACACACACAUCCGCGAAGAGAGCCAUGGCCGUCUACCAGCAGCCCCAAGUGAUGUCUGUGACCACGACUAACGUCCAGGGCCCGGGAACAUGGAGUACUGGCCUCUGUGACUGCUGUGCUGACGUGGGCACCUGCUGCUGUGCUUUGUGGUGUUUCCCAUGCAUGCAGUGUCAGACAGCCAACCUACACGGCUGGUGCUGCUGCAUGCCCAUACUGGACUUCUGCUGUGUGGUGUCCUGCCUUCUCCGCUCCUCUGUUAGAGACCGUCAUAACAUCCCUGGCUCAUGCUGUGACGACUGCUGUAAGCUGUUGUGGUGCUACCCAUGUGUCUGGUGCCAGAUGAAUCGAGAGGUGAAGAUAAGGGGCAGUGGUCCAGCAAGCCACACAGUGGUUACAACCCAAGUCCACAGUGGAUAAACUAAUGGAGCUGUUGGGUACAAAAGCAGUUUGACUGAAAAUGACCGCUGUUAUAAUCAUAUAAUACAUUAAGUGAAACAAGUUCAUUAUUUCACUAUUUUAUAAUCAUUUAUACAUUUUCAGCAUUGCUGCAUUUCAUUUUUUUUAUAAUAAUUGCUUUUAUAAUGAUGGCUAUAUCAGUAAUCCAGUAGUUCCAGUUUGCUCUUGUGUCCCAUUCUGUUUUUGUAAUUCAUUUAAAGAUAAUAAAAAAAAUCUUUUUGACAUG
Molecule: messenger RNA, 816 nt
Organism: Cynoglossus semilaevis (tongue sole)
Lineage: Eukaryota; Metazoa; Chordata; Actinopteri; Pleuronectiformes; Cynoglossidae
Gene: ponzr1
Product: plac8 onzin related protein 1
Exons: 4
Coding region: 159-551 (130 amino acids)
Source: RefSeq, a predicted model, not a curated record